AUGGAACAAGAAAAUACUGCACAAGACUACAAAAACCCCGCGGAAGUGGACCUCGCGCUAUCUCCGUCCAGUCACGGAUUCUACCAUUCUGGAGAGACCUUCCACGAGCCUGUAUAUGAUAAAUCCGACGUAAAAAAAAUUCAAAAACUCAUCAGCGGACUACAAUUUGGAGAUCAGAAACCCUCACAGCUGCUAAGGAAAAUGAGAGAACUUAGCUCCGGAAUGAUCACAAAUGAAGGCCUCCGUAUCGACUGGCUCAAUCAAUUACCUACUCAAGUACGCGUCGUUCUAUCAGUGAGCACAGAAUCCUCAUUGGAGACACUCGCGGCAAUGGCUGACAAGAUGGUCGAAUACUCCGAGCUCGCGACGGUAGCUGCCAUUUCAACUGCAGCACCGACGAACGACGCCGUGUCUACCCAGUUUAAUAUUUUAACAAAACAGCUAGAAAUGCUGUCACUGGAAAUUAACGAGAUACGCGGUCGUUCUAGACAUCGUUAUCAGUCACGAAAUCGCUACCGCUCAAAAUCACGAUCUCGUCCGACCUCGCAUAAUCAAAAUAAAUCUGCUGUGAAGCCCGGCGAUGCAACGUGGGAAUGUAAAUAUCAUUACCGAUUCGGCGAGAAGGCAAGACGUUGCGAAUCUCCUUGCUGCAGAAGAGCGAACAAACAAAAUUUAAACUAG
This is a messenger RNA of Melitaea cinxia (Glanville fritillary), 681 nucleotides long. RefSeq lists its product as uncharacterized. Bases 1 to 681 code for a protein of 226 amino acids. NCBI's taxonomy places the organism in Eukaryota, Metazoa, Arthropoda, Insecta, Lepidoptera, Nymphalidae. The transcript has 2 exons. The record is from RefSeq and is a predicted model, not a curated record.